AGCAUGGAGCUGGCAACAAUGGGGCCUGGAGCGUCAGGAAAUGGGGUCAGGACUGUGACAGCUCCACGCUCAGCACUAGGCUCCGGAGUCAGCCUGCACGCCUACGACAUCGGGGUCCUGGUUGUCUACUUCAUUUUUGUCAUUGGUGUAGGGGUCUGGUCAUCCAUUCGAGCGAGCCGAGGCACAAUUGGUGGCUACUUCCUGGCGGGGAGGUCCAUGAGCUGGUGGCCGAUUGGAGCCUCUCUGAUGUCCAGCAACGUGGGCAGUGGCUUGUUCAUUGGCCUGGCUGGGACAGGAGCCGCUGGAGGUCUUGCUGUGGGCGGCUUCGAAUGGAAUGCAACCUGGCUGCUUCUGGCCCUGGGCUGGAUCUUCGUCCCCGUGUACAUCGCCGCUGGGGCGGUCACGAUGCCUCAGUAUCUGAAGAAGCGGUUCGGCGGCCACAGGAUCCAGGUGUACAUGUCUGUCUUGUCUCUUAUCCUCUACAUCUUCACCAAGAUUUCUACUGACAUCUUCUCUGGAGCUCUCUUCAUCCAGAUGGCCUUGGGCUGGAACCUUUACCUCUCCACGGCGAUGCUGCUGGUGGUGACGGCCGUCUACACCAUUGCUGGGGGCCUCACGGCCGUGAUCUACACAGAUGCCUUGCAGACGGUGAUCAUGGUGGGGGGCGCCCUGGUCCUCAUGUUUCUGGGCUUUCAGGAGGUAGGCUGGUACCCAGGCCUGGAGCAGCGGUAUAGACAGGCCAUCCCUAAUGCCACAGUCCCCAAUACCACCUGCCAUCUCCCCCGGUCUGACGCCUUCCACAUGCUCCGGGACCCUGUGAAUGGGGACAUCCCUUGGCCUGGCCUCAUUUUCGGGCUUACGGUGCUGGCCACGUGGUGCUGGUGCACGGACCAGGUCAUCGUGCAGAGGUCUCUCUCUGCCAAGAAUCUGUCCCAUGCCAAGGGGGGCUCUGUGCUGGGGGGUUACCUGAAGAUCCUGCCCAUGUUUUUCAUUGUCAUGCCUGGCAUGAUCAGCCGGGCCCUGUACCCAGAUGAAGUGGGCUGUGUAGAUCCUGAUGUUUGCCAAAGAAUCUGCGGGGCUCGAGUGGGCUGCUCUAACAUCGCCUACCCUAAGCUGGUCAUAGCCCUCAUGCCUGUCGGUCUGCGGGGCCUGAUGAUUGCCGUGAUCCUGGCCGCCCUCAUGAGCUCACUCACCUCCAUCUUCAACAGCAGCAGCACCUUGUUUGCCAUUGACGUGUGGCUGCGCCUCCGAAGGAAGGCCACUGAGCAGGAGCUGAUGGUGGUGGGCAGAGUGUUCGUGGUGUUCCUGGUUGUCAUCAGCAUCCUCUGGAUCCCCAUCAUUCAGAGCUCUAACAGCGGGCAGCUCUUCGACUACAUCCAGUCUGUCACCAGCUACCUGGCCCCGCCUAUCACCGCCCUCUUCCUGUUGGCCAUUUUCUGCAAGAGGGUCACAGAGCCUGGAGCCUUCUGGGGCCUCAUGUUCGGCCUGGCUGUGGGGCUUGUGCGCAUGAUCCUGGAGUUCUCCUACCCAGCGCCAGCCUGUGGGGAGGUGGACCAGAGGCCGGCCGUGCUGAAGGACUUCCACUACCUCUACUUUGCCCUCCUGCUCUGUGGGCUCACUGCCAUCGUCAUCGUCGCUGUUAGCCUCUGUACCAGCCCCAUCCCUGAGGAAAAGCUUGCUCGCCUGACAUGGUGGACACGGAACGGUCCCCACCCUGAGCUGGAGAAGGAAGCCCCAGAGGGCACGCCGGGAACAUUGGAGAUGCCAUCUGGGGUGAGCCCUCCAGGAGAUGGAGGGACAGAGAGCUCCAGCCAGGGCCGGGACCAGCAUGGAGCCCGGUGCAGGCGGUGGGGCCGGCUGCUGUGGAACUGGUUCUGCGGGCUGGCCGGCAGCCCUGAGCCCGCACGGAGCCCUGAGGAGAUGGCCGCGCGCCAGCGGGAGCUGACCAGCAUCGCCGAGGAGCCGCUCUGGAGAACCGUCUGCGACGUCAAUGCCAUCCUGCUCCUGGCCCUCAACAUCUUCCUCUGGGGCUAUUUUGCCUGACUCCGCAGACCUGGCUUCAGUGGAGACCGAGUAAACGGAACUGGAGCCUGGCCAGUCUGUCUUGCUGUGGAAACUGGGGACCAUGGAGGCUGAGCCAGCAGAAGACCCUGCCCCAGACUGCACACCGGCCACAUGGAGAAAGGGAGACCAGAGAGGGCUCUGGGUUUGCUCAGGGCCACACAGCAGGACUCACACUGGGUCUUCUGACUCCAGCUCUUUUUCCAUUUUACUGCCUAUGUUCCUACCUCAGAAACACUGUUCCCACCCCCUGGGUGCUUCCUUUCGGGAGCUUUUACUGUUCAUGUGUGUUGAGGCUUAAACAAGUGGAACAUAUAAGAAACGGGGUUGCAAGAACAUUGCAAAAGUCCAAGUGCAUCUUUGCUCACUGGCAUCCCUUCCCUCCCCACGUCGUCCCCCACCUCCCUAG
Molecule: messenger RNA, 2470 nt
Organism: Lontra canadensis (Northern American river otter)
Lineage: Eukaryota; Metazoa; Chordata; Mammalia; Carnivora; Mustelidae
Gene: SLC5A9
Product: solute carrier family 5 member 9
Exons: 14
Coding region: 4-2043 (679 amino acids)
Biological process (GO): transmembrane transport
Cellular component (GO): plasma membrane
Molecular function (GO): D-glucose:sodium symporter activity
Source: RefSeq, a predicted model, not a curated record